AUGAGUACAUUCUUUGACGAAAUGAAAGCAUCUUUUCAAGAUGUUCCGAUCGAUAACGAUAACAAGAUCGCUACAUCCGAGUUCCUAGACGCGUCAGAAUCGCUCGUCAAGCUGUUUGACUUGCUGGGUAACUCUGCAUUCACAUUAGUGCAGAGCGAUCUCUCGGGGAAUAUAAACAAGCUACGCAAGAGACUGUUGGCCGCUCCAACGGAAUCAGCCACAUUGCAAGACCUGGUCAUAAACGAACGUGCCUCAGGCCAUAAAUCCGCCUCUGAGGGACUGUUGUGGUUGACCAGAGGCUUGCAGUUCACAGCGCAGGCGCUGAGAGAGACCGUGGACAACCCAGACUUGGAAUUGACCAAGACUUUCACGGACGCUUAUGGCAAGACUUUGGUUAAAUACCACAACUUUGUUAUUAAAUCUGCGUUCAAGCUUGCUAUGAAGGCUUGCCCAUACAGAAAGGAUUUUUUUGCCAAACUAGGUGCUGAUCAAGAAAAGGUUAACGCUCAAUUGAAAGCUUGGUUGGAAUCGCUAGAGAAUGUUGUCGCCGUUUUGCUCGAAUUUUUGCCUCUUGGAUGCAAAGGUCUUUGA
Molecule: messenger RNA, 591 nt
Organism: Lachancea mirantina
Lineage: Eukaryota; Fungi; Ascomycota; Saccharomycetes; Saccharomycetales; Saccharomycetaceae
Source: the annotation of a GenBank genome assembly